Mustela lutreola (European mink) is the source of this 2954-nucleotide messenger RNA. It is a transcript of the gene CHRNA7, whose product is annotated as cholinergic receptor nicotinic alpha 7 subunit. Gene Ontology annotation, biological process: nervous system process; signal transduction; monoatomic ion transmembrane transport. The record is from RefSeq and is a predicted model, not a curated record. Lineage: Eukaryota; Metazoa; Chordata; Mammalia; Carnivora; Mustelidae. The transcript is spliced from 10 exons. Gene Ontology annotation, cellular component: postsynaptic membrane; synapse; neuron projection. Gene Ontology annotation, molecular function: acetylcholine-gated monoatomic cation-selective channel activity; transmembrane signaling receptor activity. The coding region runs from base 88 to 1593 and encodes 501 amino acids.
AAAGGUGGCUCCGCGGCCGCAGGCGCAGGCCCGGGCGGACCAGCGAGACGCGGGGCGCGCCGGCCCGUGGCAGCUCCGAGUCGCAACAUGCGCCGGUCGGUCUGGCUGGCGCUGGCCGCGUCGCUCUUGCACGUGUCCCUGCAAGGCGAGUUCCAGAGGAAGCUCUACAAGGAGCUGAUCAAGAACUACAACCCCUUGGAGAGGCCCGUGGCCAACGACUCGCAGCCACUCACCGUCUACUUCUCCCUCAGUCUCCUGCAGAUCAUGGACGUGGAUGAGAAGAACCAAGUUUUAACCACCAACAUUUGGCUGCAGAUGUCUUGGACAGAUCACUAUUUACAAUGGAAUAUGUCAGAAUAUCCGGGUGUGAAGACUGUCCGUUUCCCAGAUGGCCUGAUUUGGAAGCCAGACAUUCUUCUCUAUAACAGUGCUGAUGAGAGAUUCGAUGCCACAUUCCACACCAACGUGUUAGUUAAUUCUUCUGGGCAUUGCCAGUACCUCCCUCCAGGCAUAUUCAAGAGCUCCUGCUACAUUGACGUGCGCUGGUUCCCCUUCGAUGUGCAGCAGUGCAAACUGAAGUUUGGGUCCUGGUCCUAUGGAGGGUGGUCCUUGGAUCUACAGAUGCAAGAGGCAGAUAUCAGCGGCUAUAUCCCAAACGGAGAAUGGGACCUUGUGGGAAUCCCAGGCAAGCGGAGUGAGAAGUUCUAUGAGUGCUGCAAAGAGCCCUACCCAGACGUUACCUUCACAGUGACCAUUCGCCGCAGGACCCUCUACUAUGGCCUCAACCUACUCAUCCCCUGUGUGCUCAUCUCUGCACUGGCCCUCCUCGUCUUCCUGCUUCCUGCAGAUUCAGGGGAGAAAAUUUCCCUGGGGAUAACAGUUUUACUCUCUCUUACUGUCUUCAUGUUGCUGGUGGCUGAGAUCAUGCCUGCGACAUCUGACUCGGUGCCCUUGAUAGCCCAGUACUUUGCCAGCACCAUGAUCAUCGUGGGCCUCUCCGUGGUCGUGACGGUGAUCGUGCUGCAGUACCACCACCAUGACCCCGACGGCGGCAAGAUGCCCAAGUGGACCAGAGUUAUCCUUCUGAACUGGUGCGCAUGGUUCCUGCGCAUGAAGAGGCCGGGGGAGGACAAGGUGAGGCCGGCUUGCCAGCACAAGCAGCGUCAGCGUCGCUGCAGCCUGGCCAGCGUGGAGAUGAGUGCGGUGGCCGGACCGCCCACCACCAACGGCAACCUGCUCUACAUCGGCUUCCGCGGCCUGGAUGGGGUGCACUGUGCCCCCACCCCCGACUCAGGCGUCGUGUGUGGUCGCAUGGCCUGCUCCCCCACGCACGAUGAGCACCUCCUGCAUGGUGGGCAGUCCUCCGAGGGGGACCCGGAGCUGGCUAAGAUCCUGGAGGAGGUCCGCUACAUCGCCAACCGCUUCCGCUGCCAGGACGAGAGCGAGGCCAUCUGCAGUGAGUGGAAAUUCGCGGCGUGCGUGGUGGACCGCCUGUGUCUCAUGGCCUUCUCUGUCUUCACCAUCAUCUGCACCAUCGGCAUCCUGAUGUCAGCUCCAAACUUCGUCGAGGCUGUGUCGAAAGACUUCGCUUAACCUGGUCUUGGUCCCCAGCAUGUAGGAAACGCACCGACAGGCGAUGCCGUUGGCUUGGGGAGAAUCUGGGGUGCUACACUAGACAUGGGGAUGCUGAUGUACCCAGAGCGCUCGCUGCCAGUCAUAUCCGUUAUAGUUUCCUUGUUACUUUGAAUAAUACAAUCUCAGCACGUUUUGUUGAACCCUCUCAGAUGGGCUACUUGAUAUUCUUGGAACAUCCUUAGGGUCACUAGGACCACUGAAAGCUGUUUUUGCCCAUUCCCCAAUGCCUGGUGAGCCCUUCAGAGAGGUCAGGGUGGCUCCAGAUCGCCAGGGGAGGCCUGUACAGUUGGUUUUGCAUGCCUGCAUGUCACUUGCCAGAAGGCCUAUUUGAAAAUUCAACAUAAGCUUUUGCUUGUUUACAAACCUCGAAGGAAAGUAACAAUAAUAGUAUUAAACCACCCUCACUAGAUCCAUUCAGAUAAUUGGUAAAAGGACACAAAACUAAAAGGAAAAACCUAACUGCUCGUUUUUCUGUGAUUCAGAUUUUAUUUUUCUCUGCCAUAGAUGGUAGAGAGAGACAAUUUUACACUGCUCCUGCAUUUUAUUAGAGAGAGAAAGAGGCAUAGUUGGUCUUUUAAAUUAUGCUUUUACCAGUCUGAUUUUCUGCCAAGCUACCCUGUGGUGGGAAUCAGGAGGGACAUAGAUGUAUGUUGAUUCUGAACUAGGACCACACCUGGCCCAGUCCGGGGGAUGUCUGUAGAUACCAGGGGACUCCCAAACUUCCUAUGCUGCCCUCAGACAUUGGGGAGCUGAAUUUGCUCUAUUCUGAAAAACCCAAAGGGCAAAUAGAAUUCUGUUAAAAUUAUAAGCCCAAUGUAAUAGCUAAAGUUAAAUUAAGCCAGCUAUGUGUGUGUUUGUGUGUGUGUGUGUGUGUUUAAUAAUGCAUUAGAUGUUUCUCAUGUACUUGAGUUGAUUAGUCUUAGAAAAUUGUGGGUCUGUACAAAUGCACAAUAUAAAGUGAAAGUAUGCUAUGCCUUUCCUUAUGUGUCAAGGCCAAGGAGCAGGAUCUGGGACCUUUCUGGUUCCUUGUAUGGCAGGAACUGGGAAGGGGAUGAUGUGGGCAGCAGCUUUCCUGGAGCAGUAACUCCAGUCUCUGGCUUUUAGGGAUCUGCUUUCGCACAGCUCAACAGCUCCAACGUUAGCCCAGAAAGGUAGCUUGAAAAGGUAGAUUCACUGGAGAUAAGCAUUUUGAAAGCAAAGGAAUCUUUCAUUUUAAACCUGUGUGGUGACAGAAUUCUCUAGUUACAUUAUCUAGCUGACAAUGGUCACUUUGACUCUUCCCAGUUUCCUUAUUUUUUAAUGCAAUCAGAAGGAGACAC